Molecule: messenger RNA, 1412 nt
Organism: Siniperca chuatsi (mandarin fish)
Lineage: Eukaryota; Metazoa; Chordata; Actinopteri; Centrarchiformes; Sinipercidae
Gene: armc1l
Product: armadillo repeat containing 1, like
Exons: 7
Coding region: 167-982 (271 amino acids)
Molecular function (GO): protein binding; metal ion binding
Source: RefSeq, a predicted model, not a curated record
UUGGCUGUAGAUGCAGAACUAGGAUGAGAAACCAAUAGGAGUGGGCGACCGUGCAGCGUAGCCAACGCCUGGUCGACCAAUUGUGUGACGAAAAAAACUCUAGCACCAAAUUUGUAUUUUUGUACACGAGCUGCUUCUUCUCCUGGGUCUGGUAAAAUUAACAAAGAUGAUGGAUGCACUGUCGGUGGUGAGUCAGCUGCGGGACCUGGCGUCUGAGCCGCAGAACCGAGAGGUGAUAGUUCAAGACCAGGGCUGUCUCCCCGGGCUGGUUCUCUUCCUGGACCACCAGAACCCAGAAGUGCUACUUGCAACUCUUCAGACUCUGCGCUACUUAGCUGAGUUGUCCCCCAACAUCCCCACCAUGAAGAAUGAACUGGGUAUGAUGGUGAGCUUGGAGAAUCUAAUUGGGAGGGAGGGCCUGUCUGUUGACAUCACAGCCUUGGCCCAGGAGGUGUUUGACAUUCUGAGUGCACCUGCUAAUCCUGUGCCACACACACUUGAGAGGGAGAGGACAAAGAAAUCCCAGUUCUUUAUCAACUCUUCCAACAAGAAGGCCAAGUCUGUCACUCUGCACAUCCAGGGGCUGGACAGCACUGACCAUCGAGGCUUGUGUGAGGAGGCUCUUCUGAAGGUCAGAGGAGUGAUCAGCUUCACCUUCCAGAUGGCUUCCAAGAGAUGCACCAUCCGCAUCCGUUCCGACCUGCCCACUGAGAGUCUGGCAUCGGCCAUCGCUGCCACUAAGGUGUUGUCAGCCCAACAAGUGGUGAAGAAUGACGCAGGAGAAGAGGUUUUUAUCCCUCUGAACCCAUCUGGAGUAAAAGUUCAGCAAAACUCUGCUCUACCAGACUACCUUCCGGAGGAGGAGGAGAGCCCAGAGAGGGAGGUCGACCGAGCAAUUUCCCGCACCGCAGCUAAGGAAGAUUCUAGUGGAAGCUGGCUCAACACUGCCGCCAGUUUCCUCACCAAAACAUUCUACUGGUGAAACUGGUGCAGUUUGAUUCCCUGAGGAUCCAGUGACGCAAAGUUGUUCUGAAAGACUUUUCCCUACUGGAGUGGACAUUGUGUGCAUGGUCUGACCUUCACCAACUUGCCAACUCUUGUGAAAAACUACAAGUGCUUCAAAACCAUUUCUUGUUUUAGCUCUAUUCUGCUCACUUAGUAGAAUGGAAGCACACACACACUUGAAAAAUAUCUUUCAUCUCUGGACUUACAUGAUGCUGUUUUCUAUCCAGUAUUGUCACUAAAUGUAAAUAUUUUCUGAUGGUCUUUCCAAACUAAAAAAAUAAAUUUAAGAGAUUUUUGCUACUUUUCUAUUCAUUUGGAAAUAUUUUUUUCUGUGUAUCCUGCUGUUUGUUGGUAGUUGUAUUGGUUUAUGCUGAAAUAAAUCUACAAAAUAUUACAUGUUUUCAAUA